Molecule: messenger RNA, 5294 nt
Organism: Zootoca vivipara (common lizard)
Lineage: Eukaryota; Metazoa; Chordata; Lepidosauria; Squamata; Lacertidae
Gene: KLF11
Product: KLF transcription factor 11
Biological process (GO): regulation of transcription by RNA polymerase II
Molecular function (GO): RNA polymerase II cis-regulatory region sequence-specific DNA binding; DNA-binding transcription factor activity, RNA polymerase II-specific
Source: RefSeq, a predicted model, not a curated record
UGGAGUGUUUUGGUGUGUUUCCCUCUGUGUUUUGGCUGCUCGCCUCCCUUGGAGGAGGGAGGGAGGAGGUAGGUGGGAGGCAGGCAGGCAAGCAAGCAAGCAAGCAGGAGGAGGAGGAGGCGGUUCUGGCUGCAGCUCUUGCUGGCUUUGUCACAUCGCUGCUGCCUGCGGGAGCUUCCACCAUGCAUACCUCGCCCUGCGCCGAGGCAAUGGGAGAUGCCCCCGCGGUUGACAUUGUGGACAUCUAUGAAUCUAUACGUGAACGGCAGCGUCACGACAGUGAAAGGUCUACUUGUAGCACCUUGGAACAGAACGACAUAGAAGCAGUAGAGGCACUUGUUUGUAUGAGCUCCUGGGGUCAAAGAUCACAGAAAGGCGACCUGUUGAAGAUAAGGCCUCUUACACCUGUCUCAGAUUCAGGCGAUUUCUCAAUGCACACUGAACCCACGUCUGAGUUGCCUAAGGAUUACAACUUUUUAUCCACACUGUGUAUGACACCACCCUACAGUCCAGAUUUUGUUGAGCCUUCCACAACAGCACCGCUUUCGUCCCAAGCCACUUACUCAAAACCGAGGACAAUCAAGACAAACAUGUCUGCCUGCCUGAUCACUCCUCCAGGUUGUGCUCUUCCUGCAUCCAAGCCAGCUGUCCUGAAUUUGGGGAGGGAGUCCAGCCAGAAGCCAGCGGGAGGAGAGCAAGUUGCUCCUCAGUGUUGCAGAGCAAGGGCAACCAGCGUGAUCCGUCACACCGGAGACAGUCCCGGUUACUCCCACCUCCCUCCUGUGCAAACAAAAGCGGAAGCUGCGUUGGGCGCCAGUGCUUCUGCAGACGGGCACGAGGCGCAAGAGGAGAGACACCCCGCAGCCUUGCAGGACUGCGACAUUGCGGACAGCAUAGCUUGUGACACUUCGCAAGGACGUGAACCGCAUUUUCACGGCUCAGGUUGUUCCAGAGGCACCAGCAAAGGACGUGAACCUGUGAGGCUUGCUUCGCAGCAGAGCCCUUUCCCGAACGCUUGCGAAAGUGACCCGCAGCAGAAGUCCCCCUCGCUGCUAACCUCCCCACUAUCCAACCCCCAGGUGAUCUGCCAAAUGAUCCCGUUGGACGGACAAAGAGGUAUGGUCCCAGGCUUCCUAAAGCCCACUGCUCAGAUGGCAGCGACGGUCAAACCCAUCCUACCCCACACAGCCCCCGUUUCUCAGCCUGUGCUGAUGGGGCCUUCCAUGCCUCAGGGGACUGUUAUGUUGGUUCUUCCGCAGGCUGCUGUUGCCCAGGCGCCUCCUUGCCAACAAACUGUGAUGUCUGUUGGGAAUACCAAGUUGUUGCCCCUGGCCCCUGCUCCGGUUUUCAUUGCCUCCGGCCAAAGCAGCGCACCUCUAAUUGACUUUUCCCGGAGGAGAAAUUACGUUUGCAACUUCCCGGGCUGCAGGAAGACGUACUUCAAAAGCUCUCACCUCAAAGCCCACCUGCGUACUCAUACCGGAGAGAAACCUUUCACCUGUAGCUGGGAAGGUUGUGACAAGAAGUUCGCCCGCUCCGAUGAACUCUCUCGCCACCGCAGAACUCACACAGGGGAGAAGAAGUUUGCCUGUCCGGUCUGUGACCGCCGAUUCAUGCGCAGCGAUCACCUGACAAAACACGCUCGCCGCCACAUGACGACAAAGAAAGUUCCCAGCUGGCAGACAGAAGUUGGCAAACUGAACAGAAUUGCAACCAUGGAGAAGCCUAAGAGUGAUACUUCUUUGAGCAUGCUUCUGCCUAUGCUGUCUUCUGGCUAGCAGGCCUGCUUUGGAAGAUGAACAUUUCAAGAGGAACUUGGGUGGUUUUCAGAAAACCAGCUUUGACUGUUUUUUUUAAGUAUCCAAGAGUGGUUGCAUUUAUAUUGUGGAGGAGGAGGAAAAUCCUGUAGUCUACUGCCCUCUCUUCUUCCUCCCCACCCCUUUGUAUUAAGCCCUAUUUAAAUGUUAAUGUUUUAUUUCUGUCAUCCUUUUGUUUUCUCCAAUGCUUUUAGGGCAUUCACCAGCACCUGGGGGGGGGCAUUUUUGGUGAAAAUGUUGGCAAUGGGCUUUUCAAACCUUUUUUCUCUCUAUCUUACGGGUUCAGCUUUAGUCUGAUCUUGCAAAAUCACCCUGUGAGGAGAGUGAUAAGCAACAUCGGAGGUACCAUUUGGAGAUUUUAUUUUUUCCCCUGAACGGAAUCCAAACUAAUUUGUAAUUUCAGAGUGUCUGAACUCCAGUCUAGCAACUGAAUCCACUUUAGGAUAACCUGCUGUGCCACGUUUUAAAGCAGUGUCGUUCUUUCCCAAAUGUCUGAAUAUUGAGGCCUAGGUGUUGAUGGCUAUAACUAGCUCAGGACAAAUUUAGGUGCAGCACUGACCAUGUGCGCCCCUACUGGGAAGUCCUAACCUGUGCAGUAACUCCACAUGGUCAACUGCACGCACAAAAGGUUUUAGCCCUAGACACCAUUCCAUAAUGCACACCCUCUGUUAGUCAGUUGUUGGUGUGUAAACACAUAUGGAUUAGUGGAUGUGGUACAUCGGCUAUCUGAAGCUCCUGUAUGUUUAUGAUUGUGCAGUGGCAGGGCUUCAUAUAUUCACUGCUGCGUUCAAAUUUGCUUGUGUGAACAAAAUCCCACUUGUUGCUUCCCUGCUUGCAGUCUCCUGGUCUGACUUGAGUUGGGUAAGUGCGGUGGACCUCCUUCAUGUGUAUUUUGUGGCAAAAGAGUGACCCCUACAUUUAUUAAUUGCAACGUGAGAAGUGCCCUUUUAAUUUGAGUGCUGGUAACUUUAGGAAGGCUUGGGGGCAGCUUGUCUGUCCGUUGGGACGGUCCUGCCAAAAUGCAAGGACUUCUGUAUAUCCCAUCUUCAGAAUGGAAGAACUUUCGGAUCCCAUUCCCUUCAAAGUGAAAGUUAAGCAUGUCCAUCAAUAUAUCCCUUAUGACUUCGGUGGGAAAAAUAAGUGCCUAGCUUUGGAUUAUGCCCUUGAUCUCUUAAUAGUAAUGAGUAUAAGGACCCCUUAAGGGAAAUGCCCAAACCACAUUGAGCUAUUGUUUGAUCUAAAUAAAGUCGGGGGAGGAUUUAUGAUUUGAAGUAAUGGCUGAAAAUGCAGCGCCUGCAUAACCAUUUUUAUAAUCAUCCAAGCAGACAUUUGAAAAUCUGCUCAAUGACACAACCACAACAGACAGCACCUUAAAUAAUUCUCACUUGAGUAGUUCUUGGUAAAGAGGAUAAACAAGGCAACAGAAGCAAUUGGACAUUCAGGGUUCAGCACUCAAAUCAGCUCCUGCCUUGCCAUUUUCAAAAUGAGCUGGAUUUAUAAUGGGAAAUUGCUGACUGGCAACGGAUUGUUCCAGAUCAACAAUUUGUUUCUCACAAAAGUGACCCAAAUAUUCUUAGCUUUGGAGCAAAAGUGCUUUGUGGAUAUGGUAACUGCUGUUGUGGUGGUCUCCUUUUCCACAGCACAUUGGAUGAAUGAGUGAAAUGAAAGGACGGCUGAUGGAAGAGAACUAAAAUUAAGAGUGGAUCAUUCAGCUGCCAUUUCACAUGAUUUGCUCGAUUCUGUAUACAUAAUAUUUAAUCAAGCUGAGAUAAUUGUUCUAAUGAUGAUGAGAAAGCAUGAACAGAUGUGUAUGUAUAUAUAUGUGUGCGUGUGGAAUAAGUAAUAUCUGACACUUAAUUGGUAUCUGAAACUAGGUAGACCUCUCACAGUUGGAAUCUCAACCUGAUUUCUUUAUUAUUCAACCAAGAUUGCAGUGCAUUUGCCAAUUUACGUUGGAGCCAUUGGAGAAUAUUUCCACAAAUGGUGGGAGUUUACUUGGCAACACAUCUGGAGUAAGUGGCUUGAGAAAUGCAGUUCUAAAACACCUGCGCCAAUGUACCCUCAGUUUCAGCACAAUGCCUAGGGCAGGGAUAUGGUAUAUGCGGCCCUCAUGAUGUUGUUGGACUCUAGCUCCCAUCAUCCCCAAACAGCAUGCCCAAUGGCCAGAGAUUAUAGGAGUUGCAGUCCAACAACAUCUGCAUGGCUGGCUUGGGCAGUACUGUUGUAUAGGGUUGCCAGUAUCUGCUUUUGUACCUCAGGCAGCAGCCUGAUCUGCAGAAAUCGAGAAAGUGACACUCACCCUAGCACUUUGCAUGCUACGAAGAGCUUCAGCUGCUAAAUUUCUGCAAGUCAGGGGCAGGAUCUCUGCCAGGAAAAAAAGAGACUGGCUGGCAGCUCUAUCAGCAUCACAUCAUAUGUUGGGAGCCUGCAGAGCCACUGCAAUCAGUUUGCCCAUUUUAACCAUUUAUCUACCUCCCUGUCCAUUAUUGUCAACUAACGUUCAUGAAGUUGACCAUAACAGAAGCAUCCCAAUUCUUUCUCUUUUUUUAAAAAAAUUGUCAUGGUCAUGAAUAUGGGAAUAAAGCAUUGAAAGAUUCUCAUCUGUUUAAACCAAUCUGGCCUAUAUUCCCAAUUCAAGUAUAUUGGAAGCAGACUUCUUUUGAAAUUGAUGUUGAACCAAUGCUGUCGCAUGGUGUGAGCUACCAAGCCUAUUGCAGGUUCCAACAGUAUAUUAGGGCUGGGCAGGUGAUUAAGCAGAUGGCAAGAAUAGGAAGUUUCCUGAAAGUUGUCCUAGGUGAGUAGACUGCAUUUUAUGGGUCACUAGCUCCGCACGCAUGGAAUGUUACCCAUACUGCACCUUACUGUAUUUGUGUGUUUGAUUUACUAUAAAUAAACUUUAUUUCAUGAGCCAGCAAAUCUGUGGCUCCUCUGAAACAUGUUAGAAGGUGCAAGAUGAGUAUAAGUUUCCCCCCCUUCACUUUACGGUCACCCAAUUGAACAAAAAUGAAUACUAUGCACGUUCAAUGUUAAAAAAGGAGCUGGUGAGAAGGCAAGCUACAUGGCAGAAAUGCAGUGUAUAUAAAGCCAAAUUGCAACAACUUGAUUAGUCUGGAACCACUGUCUCUGCCCCUUUCUGUACAAUAUGCAGACACAAUAGUCCACUUUUCUCUGGUAUAAUUCCAUUGAAGUUCAUCAAAAGUUGCCUGAAGUCAAAAGAUUUCCCUUGUGCAAUUGAGAGGCUUUUCAAAAAGUUUCCUAAUCCCCCCCCCAAAAAUGCUGAUUAUUACCUGACAAGAUUAUGGGGAUUUAUGUUUGGUGUAGUAAAAUAUUGUGCCUAAUAUUUUAUAAACCUUGUUUUGUCUUUCUGUUCAUUUUAUUGUGGGAUUCCUGUAUUUGUGUGUAUAUGCAAAUAUUGUUUGUAUUCCUUCAAGGGCUGCAUUGUAAUCCCUCUUCUAGUAAAGUGAAUAUUUGCAUAGA